Paecilomyces variotii is the source of this 1404-nucleotide messenger RNA. Its product is annotated as beta-1,4-mannosyltransferase. Bases 1 to 1404 code for a protein of 467 amino acids. Gene Ontology annotation, molecular function: mannosyltransferase activity. Gene Ontology annotation, cellular component: endoplasmic reticulum. The record is from RefSeq and is a predicted model, not a curated record. Lineage: Eukaryota; Fungi; Ascomycota; Eurotiomycetes; Eurotiales; Thermoascaceae. The transcript is spliced from 3 exons.
AUGAUUACAGCACUUAUUAACAUCGCCUUCUGGGCGUCGACUUUCCUCACAUUGUUGAUCUUGCUGUUACCCUCUCAAUAUGGAGUUUCUAAGGGAUCAAAUAAGCAGACCGAGAAGAGUGGCCAGUCUACGGCAAGAGGGAAAGGCCCCUUUCAGGUCUUGGUGCUUGGCGAUAUUGGUCGCAGCCCGCGGAUGCAAUACCAUGCCCUGAGCAUUGCGAAGAGGGGAGGUCAGGUAGACAUCAUUGGUUACCAAGAAUCCGAUAUACAUCCGGACAUCACAGCGAACCCAAGAAUAUCCAUCGUACCCCUCUCCGCGCAUCCGUCCUUCUUGCAGACGAGUAAUAAAAUAUUGUUUCUGUUCUUCGGCCCGUUGAAGGUCGUCUUCCAACUCUGGUCACUCUGGAGAUGUCUGGCGUAUCGCACGGAACCAGCUAAAUGGUUACUUGUUCAGAAUCCUCCUUCAAUCCCUAGUCUUGCUGUGGCAUCUUUGGUGUGCUUCCUCCGAAAUACUGCCCUCGUGAUUGACUGGCACAACUUCGGCUACUCCAUCCUUGCUCUGAAGCUUGGCGACCAGCACCCACUUGUCAAGAUCUCUAAAUCGUAUGAGAUUAAGAUGUGUCGCUAUGCGACGGCCCAUCUGUGUGUGACAAACGCGAUGGCUCGCGACUUGAAACACAAGUUUUCCGUUAAGGCGCCUAUUCUACCUUUGCAUGAUCGCCCUGCAAGUCACUUGCAACCUAUCCGGGACGAUGCAAGACGGCUGGAGUUCCUGUUAUCAUUACAAGAGACUGCAGAAUUCAGGACUCUACUUGGUUCCGGGGACGCCCGGGUCCUUGUCAGCUCUACGUCCUGGACUGCAGAUGAAGACUUUUCCAUCCUCAUUGAAGCUCUAACGCGAUACUCAGAUCUCGCAGUUUCAGGUGACCGCAAGCUGCCCCAUAUCCUAGCUAUCAUCACCGGGAAAGGGCCCCAAAGAGAGAUGUACUUGGAAAGGAUUGCUAGUCUGAAGAAGGCUGGCAAGCUGCAACGAGUAGACAUCAAAUCUGCAUGGCUGAGUACUCAUGAUUAUGCGUCUCUUCUUGCCUCUGCGUCCUUGGGCGUCAGUCUGCAUACUAGCAGCAGCGGAGUUGAUCUGCCAAUGAAGGUAGUCGACAUGUUUGGCGCUGGACUUCCCGUGGUAGGAUGGGACAGGUUUGAGGCAUGGCCAGAACUAGUUACCGAAGGUGUGAAUGGUCGUGGUUUUGGAAGUGCGGAGGAACUAGUAGAGCAUUUGGUUGAUUUGUUCGGCAACCCUGCUAAGCUUGCGACUUUGCGCGAGGGCGCCCUUAAGGAAGGAUCCCGUCGGUGGGACGAUGAAUGGGAUCCUGUUGCCGGGAAGCUAUUUGGACUUGUAGAGAUGUAA